AUGUGGCGCCCGCCCGCGGCACCAGCGCGCAGCGCCGCUGCCCCUCUGCUGGCGCUGCUUUCCGCGCUCGCGCUGCUGUUGGGCGCGCGUGCCGCGACGGUCACGGUCCCAGCAGAGGUGGGCGUCAGGAGCGUCGGCGGCGGUCCCGUUGUUGCCAAGCAGCCGGCCGCCCUGUACGUGUAUUUCACGCGGCUGGGCCCGGGGCUGAGUCUGCGCCGGAUACCAGUCUCGCAGUUCCAG
Molecule: messenger RNA, 240 nt
Organism: Monoraphidium neglectum
Lineage: Eukaryota; Viridiplantae; Chlorophyta; Chlorophyceae; Sphaeropleales; Selenastraceae
Exons: 1
Source: RefSeq, a predicted model, not a curated record